UCGACGUCCGCGCUGUCAAGAACGACGACCACGACGAUAAUGACAAGCUCGCCACCAGACAUCUCGACAUUGUCGCUCUCUCAUCGUCCUUCCCAGCAACGUCUUCAUGAUUCUUACGAUUACGACGGAAAUGGUUCCAGUAGACCCCAGUACCACUAUGCUACCUCGCAGGGCUUGCCACAAUCCCCCUACACACCGCUGGCAGGCAUGAACCAGUCUCCUCUCAAGAACAAAUCCGUUCGUGCAGGUCUGCCCGCUCAAUGGCUCGAUAAUACUUCCCCCGAUAAUAGGUCUUUGUCUCCUCAUAAUAAUUCUGACUUUUCUUCCGCUGGCGGUUCCCCCCCAAUGGGCCACCUUAAUCCACCUCCUAUCGCCACGGGCCAGCAGCAGUCCACUGCCUCAGGUCCAGCUGGCGACGAGGACAUUAUUCCAACUGCCAUCGUAAUCAAAAACAUUCCCUUCAAUGUCAAGCGCGAGACUCUCCUCGACAUUAUUACUUCGCUCUCCAUCCCAACCCCAUAUGCCUUCAAUUACCAUUUGGACCAACAGGGCCAGUUCCGUGGCCUUGCCUUUGCCAAUUUCAGACAGGCUGCAGACGCAGACGCCGUCGUCGCUGCUCUCAAUGGCUUUGAUGUCCAGGGACGCAAAUUGCGUGUCGAGUACAAGAAGGUCCUGCAAGCCGGUGAAAAGGAAAGGAUCGAGCGGGAAAAAGCCAUUCGAAGGAUGCGUUCCAUGCAACUUGAAAAAGAACAAGCCGCCGCCCAACAGCAGCAGCAGCAAACUCAACAGUCGAAGAACGUUUAUGAAGACUAUGGCACAGCGAUCAACACUGGCUUUGGCCAGCGUUCGUUCUCUUCGGGAGCAGCGUACCAGCAAUCGUCGCAGUACUCUCCACCUCCCGUGUCCUCGAUGCCCACUCCGUCGUUCUCGAUGCCGAUGCCAUCUGCUCCAUCGGCCGCCACUCAGGCACCCAACACCCCCAGCAUCUCGGAGAAGGCUUUCAGCGAGCUGGACCUCAACGAUCCUUCCACUUUGGAGAUCUACUCCCGAAUCCUGUUGUUCAAGGAUGACCCCAUGCGUGAUGAACUCGCGUUCUCUCGUACCUUGACUCCCAAGCAACGAAGGAUUGUGCACCUCAUUGCCCAGAAGCUCGGUGUCUACCACUACUCGGUCGGAGAAGGUGAUGAAAGAUACGCUGUUGUCACACGCAUUGAUCCCAAUCGACAGCAGGCAACUGCUAGCUUGAGGCAGCCACACACCCUUAGCCGCACGCCGUCUGCGUACCUGACCCCGACCUCGGCAGCCCAGCACGGCCACGCUUCUCUUCGCGUCAAGAAGUCGAUGCCAGAUCUGAAGACCCUUCACUCCCAGGCACCGCGUCUCACUUCUCGCGCUUCCAACGGGAACAUUCGGGAGGGUUACGCGACCAUUUCUUCUCCCUCUCGUCGCGUCUCCACUGGCUUCGGUUCGCUGUUCUCCAACGGGGCCUUUGGUGGGGGAAGCUCUGUCCCUCCUGUUCCCAGCUUGCCCGCUUCGUUGAACACGGCGUCAUUGAACGGUGGUGGACAUAGCGAGAGCCCUGGAGGUGUCGUCCGCCAGCCACGCGGACCUACCGCCGUCGGAGGAUUCAGCCGUCGCGAUAGUCGCGUCGGUGCCAGCGAGAGCCAACUUCCGUCGCGCGGUGGGCUCGAGAUCGGCACUCACGAACCUUUGGAAAUCUAAUCUCAUAAUCUGGUUGACGACAUCAGGCCAGGCGGUUGAAACCUUUGCCAUGGAAGCAAUAAGACGAGACCCAACCAACUUCAACAACUAAACACUAAUAAUCCUUUUCGCAUUGAUUCGAAUCUCUCUCUCCUUUAGUCGUUCCUUUUUUUUUUUCUGCCUUUACCUGUACAGAAAUUUGGCAGUCCCUUGA
Coprinopsis cinerea okayama7#130 is the source of this 1915-nucleotide messenger RNA. RefSeq names its product RRM/R3H domain-containing protein. The record is from RefSeq and is a predicted model, not a curated record. Bases 40 to 1722 code for a protein of 560 amino acids. Lineage: Eukaryota; Fungi; Basidiomycota; Agaricomycetes; Agaricales; Psathyrellaceae. Gene Ontology annotation, molecular function: mRNA binding. Gene Ontology annotation, cellular component: nucleus; cytoplasm. The transcript has 4 exons.